Messenger RNA from Bombus pascuorum, 806 nucleotides. Its product is annotated as MIT domain-containing protein 1-like. Bases 37 to 765 code for a protein of 242 amino acids. The record is from RefSeq and is a predicted model, not a curated record. NCBI's taxonomy places the organism in Eukaryota, Metazoa, Arthropoda, Insecta, Hymenoptera, Apidae. The transcript is spliced from 4 exons.
AGUGUAAAUUGCUUAAGGUAUAUAUAUGUAUAUACAAUGGAAAGCGCGGCAGCUUCGAUUCUAAAACGAGCGGUAGAAAGAGAUAACAAUAAACAAUAUACAAUGGCUUUUGUAUUAUAUCAAGAAGGUGUACAAAUACUUCUUGAUUCUAUGAAAGAAACAAAAGAUCCAGUAAGACAGAAACAUUUUGCUACCCGGGCAUCACAAUAUUUGGACAGAGCAGAAAAAAUAAAGGAUUUAAUUGAAAAGCAGAAGGCAAGUGGCAUAUACAGAGAAUUAAUUAAAAUUGAAUCUGGUAGUACAGGAUAUGGUUAUGGUACCGUUUUUGGAAGAUUUUUAGAUGCAACAGUUACAUAUAUUCGUAUUGAAGACCCCUAUAUAAGAAUGUUUCAUCAGUGUCAAAAUUUGGUAAGGCUAUGUGAACUGGCAGUAAGAAAAUGUCAUGCACUGUCUAAAAUAUUUUUAAUUACAACUCUUGAUCCAGAAGAUAAGAAGAACCAAAUAACAAGAUUAGAAGAACUGAAACAGAGUUUAUCAUCUCAUCUUAUUUCUUUUGAAUUUAAUUUUUCUGAUACUUUACACGACAGACAAAUAGUACUUAGCAAUGGUUGGAUAAUUAAGAUCGGCCGUGGAUUAGAUUAUUUUAAAGCACCUAAUGGGAAGUUCGUAUUAGGUUCUUGUGAUCUUGAAUUGAGACCUUGUUCUGAGACAACUAUAGAUGUAUUUCACAAAAGUCAACUAAAAAAUGAGCAGUCAGCGACCUAAACAAUCAAUACAGGAUAGUAAAUAAAAAUAUAACAAACUAA